GGCGGGCAGCAGGAGGGUGGGAUCUUGGGAUUGGUGCCAGUGCGUGGCGAUGAGGGAGGCGACUUGCAGGCACUGGCACUCCACGCGUCUGCAGCUUCUGGGUAGAUGGUAGAUGGCUUGCGCGCUGUUGUUGACCGAGUAUGUCUCGCUCCUGCGCCGUGCAGAGCAGGAGAGCAGAUCGACCAGCGCAGGACGGUGUCGGAGCACCCGAUCUCAGCCAAUCCAGUCCAAUCCAAUCGAGUUGAGUUGGGUCGAGUUUGUCUCUCCCCACCUCCGUAACUCCAUGUGCUACAUGUGCGUUUCAAACGACAGGACGGCGCGGACAGAUUGGUGCGUUGAAGACCGGGUCUGGCGUGCAAGCUGUUCGCACUGCAGUGCAGAGGCGGUUGCACUGCGCCUGCACGGUGGCCGACGCGACGCUCAGCGAGACACGAUGUCGUCUGCAUCCGCGAGGGCUCAGCGAGCGUCGCACAGGCUCAUGCGUACUGCGAGCUCGUGGCGCACUGCAUCCUCUCAUACCCAUCGACUCCAGCACCCCCGAGCAUCGCGACGCCACAGGUGUGCACCGCAGCUGCACACUCCGUUAUUCCCGAGAUCCCCAGAACCCGCGACACGCAAUGCAGCACGUGCAAUCCGCGGUCCUGCUCCAGCACAUGCAAUCCGUGGUCCGCUCCAGCACAAUCCCCAGCCAACACCACCCUCAAAACUCCCUACACGCUCGAAGCGCAGCUACCCGCUACACGCGCGGCUUUCCGCGGGCCAGCGCGGCGUGUCGCACGCCUGUAGCAGGGCGAUCGAUGACGGGGCGAGUGCGCGGAGCUGUGCGGUCUGCAGCGAUAAGCAGAUAAGCACGCGUUCGAAUGCGGUAAUGCGUGAGAUCGGAACCGGAACUGGGAGGAAUCGUGGUGGUGGGCGCAGGGGGAUCGGAGCGCGGGUCCAGGGGGUGUGAUUCGAUGCGGGGAGUUGCGGGCGGCAGUGCGAGUGCGAGUCGGACCGCGGAGUGCGAGCGCGUGGGCGCGAGGUGACGGGCGACAGGAUGGGUGCGGUUGCGGUGGUUCGGGGGUGCGGGCGGGGUGUCGAGUAAGCGGUGGGUGGUGUGCGGCGGCCUUGUGUCUCCGUCUGAUUGCUAUUCGCGCUCGAGGUGGAUGGAUAGAGCCACGCUGAUGCCGGCGUGAGAUAAAUCGCGCUCUCGGUAGAUCGCUGGCUGCGACGACGCGCCCAGGCGUGGGCCGUGUCUGAACUGAGUUCCACGAAAGCUGUGCUUGCGUGCGCCGUCGCUGACUGUCUUCCGCCAAAGCCGGUCUUGCCACCACGCUUUCCUAGCUUCUCGCGAGAAAGACGCGACGAGCCGUCGAGCGCGAAGACCAGCGCGCAGUCGACCGUAUCCUCACCGCGGCUGCUGCUCCUGCGCCUGCGCCUGCGCCUGCCGCUGCUUCAGCGCCUCCGC
Molecule: messenger RNA, 1447 nt
Organism: Boeremia exigua
Lineage: Eukaryota; Fungi; Ascomycota; Dothideomycetes; Pleosporales; Didymellaceae
Exons: 1
Coding region: 113-949 (278 amino acids)
Source: RefSeq, a predicted model, not a curated record